This is a messenger RNA of Abrus precatorius (Indian licorice), 3585 nucleotides long. RefSeq lists its product as uncharacterized. Gene Ontology annotation, cellular component: nucleus. Bases 320 to 2926 code for a protein of 868 amino acids. NCBI's taxonomy places the organism in Eukaryota, Viridiplantae, Streptophyta, Magnoliopsida, Fabales, Fabaceae. The record is from RefSeq and is a predicted model, not a curated record. The transcript has 4 exons. Gene Ontology annotation, molecular function: transcription corepressor activity.
GGAAAAAAAAUUAGAAUCAAUUGCUAAUUAGUAAUAUUAAACAAUUAUAUUAUUAAUAAUAAAUCCGCAGACUAUAGAUUAUAAAACUUUGCUUGGUUCCAAGUUUUAACCUGAGAGAAUUUCCGUUCUUUAUUCUUUUGAUUUCUCGUUUGCUUGGUCCUCUCUCUCUAGGUACGGAACACAAGUUUGCUGUCAUGAAAGUUGAGCUAUGUGAGUGAUAUAAUACGAGUUCUAAUUACAAGCAAACCAAGGAAACAACACACACGUUGACAAUCGAGGUUUAUUCAAAAGACCCAUUUUCCCAGGUCGAUUUUCACACAUGGAUUCUCUUUGCUUUGAUGACAACAAAGAAGAUAUUGAAGUGAAAUAUGAAGAAGGAUUUGGAGAUCCAGAAGUGUUCCCUCGUGUUGGAGACCAGUACCAGGCAGAAAUUCCUUCAUUAAUUGCAGCACCUUAUCUUUCUCAGCUUGUAAAGAAGAAAAGAGAUUCAGAAAUCAUGGUCAAGGUGCCAAAGUCUUCUAUUUCACUAGGAUUGCCCAUUCCUCUUAUGUGGGCACAUUGCAAAUUUGAAAGCAGCUGUGGUUGUGGGACUUUAGAAUCGGUCACAAGUGGAGAGGGGCUAGUGAUUUCUAAGAACGAAUGUCCAAAAAUUAAACUGGAAGGUCUUACUGCUUCGCAUGUUGAAGGAAAACAUGUCGGAGGGUUCUCAAAUUUGGAAUCAUCUUCUAGAAGUGAUGAUGAGAAGGAUCAACCACAAGGCAAGUAUCUUCUCCCUGGAUUGUUGGAUGAUCAAUCUUGGACAGAUAUUGAAUAUAACAGUUUUCUUCUUGGCCUCUUUGUAUUUGGGAAGAACCUUAACUAUUUAAAGAGAUUUGUUGGGAGUAAAAAUAUGGGAGACAUAUUGUCUUUCUAUUAUGGAAAGUUUUUUAGAUCUAAAGAAUAUUGCCGAUGGUCAGAGUGCCGAAAGAUGAGAACUAAGCGGUGUAUAUUUGGCCAGAAAAUAUUCACAGGAUGGAGGCAACACGAAUUGCUGUCAAGAUUAUUUUCCCAUGUGCCAAGGGAGUGUCAAACUAAAUUGAUUGAGAUUUCAAGGAAUUUUGGGGAGGGAAAGAUUCCUUUUGAAGAAUAUGUAUUUGCUUUAAAGGAUGCAGUGGGUGUUGACUUGCUAAUAGCUGCAGUAGGUAUUGGAAAAGGGAAGCAGGAUCUCACUGGCAUUGCUGUUGAGCCAACAAAGACCAAUCACACCUUCUCUGUUCGCCCUGAAAUACCAAUUGGCAAAGCUUGCUCCUCUCUUACAUCUGCAGAUAUAAUCAAGUUUCUCACAGGAGAUUUUAGGUUGAGUAAAGCUCGAUCCAGUGAUCUCUUCUGGGAAGCUGUUUGGCCUCGUCUUUUAGCAAAAGGUUGGCAUUCUGAACAGCCUAUGGAUCAAAUUGUUUCUGGGUCAAAGCAAUCUUUGGUUUUUCUUGUACCUGGUGUUAAGAAAUUUUCAAGAAGGAAACUGGUAAAAGGUAACCACUACUUUGAUUCUAUAAGUGAUGUAUUGAAUAAAGUAGGAUCUGACCCUGGGCUUCUUGAGACUGAAAAUCAAGCAACUGAGGGCAGUGUAGAUAGGGAAAACAGACAAGACAAACAAGACCUAGAGGGCGUGUCAAAUAGGCAACAAUUCUGUUACCUUCAGUCUCAUAGUUCAAAGUGCAAUCAAGAUCUCAUGAAAUUUACAAUUGUAGAUACCAGCAUGGUUCAUGAUAAGAAUCAACGUAAAGUGAGACAGAUGAGAAGCUUACCUUUUCAAACUAUGAACAUAUCCCCCAUCUCAAGCUGCUCUAGUGAAUCUGAGCAAGAUACAUCUGAAGACUUGGAAGAUCAGGUUGAGCAAUCUAAUGCUUCCAGCCCUACUGAAGAUCAGGUUGGACAAGCUAUUUCUUCCUAUCCUAUUGAAGAUCUGGUUGAAGAAGCUAAUUCAUCAAACCCUACUGAAGAAUUCUCUGAUAAGAGGUUGAGCACAGACUCUUCAGAUUGUACGCGGGCUCCUGCUCCUGAUAUACUCAACACCACCAAAGAAGAAGUAGAAAACCAUAAAUUUUAUUCUGAUCUGCAUGCUGAUGAGAAUUCAAGGGAGAUCAAUGAGCAUCACUUGAUUCAAAAGAUGACAUCUGAUUGCACGUUGCCCUGCAUCAUGGAAAUGACGAAGUUAAGAGCUUGUAACCAUGGAGAAUUUAGCCACUGCACUGAAAGUACUUCUGUGAAUAGAAAGUUUGAUUUAAAUGAGCCAAUCUCACCGUCAAAUCUGCAUGAAGCAUCUGAGGGCAUGGUCUUGUCAAUGGGUUUAGAAAAUGUGUCUUUCUCAAGUUAUCUGGCUAAAGGGAGUCCAAACUUGAGUGAUGAAGGCAGGGUCACCGACACUGAGAACCACCUAUCUGGAGAAGUUUCUGCAGAAAAUUCCCAAACCAGGAUGUUGAUUGACUUGAAUUUUCCACAAGUUUCACCUGAGUUAGGAAUUGAAAUGGAAAUACCAUCCUCUGUGGUCAUACUGCAAAAUGACAACCAAUGUGCAAAUGCAUUGUCUUCUCCAUCUGAGAGAACCCAGUUCAAUGUGACCCAGGAGUUUCCUGAUGGUAAUAAGGAGCAGCAAUCGAUCAAUAACAAUCGUCGCCAAAGCACAAGGAACCGGCCAUUGACCACAAAAGCAUUGGAAGCUCUUGAGUACAGAUUUCUCAACUCAAAGAGGAAGAGAAAGAACACAGAAUCUUCAGACAAUAAUUCAAAGCCCAAAUGUUUACGUGUAAGUAGUGAGACAAUUAUUGGUGCUCCUUGUGAUAAUGACAUCGGCAAUUCUAUGGCUGAUACAAGAGCAGAGGAGGAGAAUGUAAUCCAGGCAUAUAGCUGUAGCAUCAAUCUGAAUAGAGAGGCUCACUAUAAUUUGUGAAAAGUUGGGUUAUUUCUUCUUUGAGGGGGCAUCAAGUUCAUAAAUAUUUCGAGUGUUGAGGCUAAACUGCAUAUAAUUUCAUUGUUUCAAACGUAUCCAUACAUCACAACUAUACAUGAACAUCAAAGCUAUCAGUCCAUAUUCACUUAACUCUUUUUUGUUUUUUCAGAAUGUGACUGAUAGAAUAAUAGAAUAAAAUAAGAGUUUAUCUCAUGAUUAAUGAUUUAAAGAUGAAGUACCAUUGGUGUUGAAGUUCUGAGAUCAAAGCCGUUCUCUUCAGCAGGAAUCAACCUAAGUGGUGGUUUCUGUUUUAUAUCAGACUGCAGGACUAUAAACCAUGCUUUGAUGAGAACACAAUUGUAGCAGUCAUCUCCAUAAGCACGUUUGUGUCUCAGAUGAUCACUUCAUAAAUUAGUUUCUGUAACUCAGGCAUUGUAAGCUGCCAACCAAUGAGUAUUAAUUAUGUUGGAUUCGUAACUACCAUAGAUUUUCUCUUUAUUAGUGGCACAAUGUCAAUAGUGAAUAGAACAUGUUAGGCUUUUGGUAUUUCAUUUAGGCAUGAUUGAAGACUGCAUCUAAAACCUACUUUAAUACGUUGAUACAAUAUAUCUUAAAAGGCAUAUUUAUUAUUACUCCUAUCUAUUAUAUCACUCUUAUUU